Cladocopium goreaui is the source of this 5190-nucleotide messenger RNA. NCBI's taxonomy places the organism in Eukaryota, Dinophyceae, Suessiales, Symbiodiniaceae. The record is from the annotation of a GenBank genome assembly.
AUGGCCCCUAAGGCAAGCGGCGGCGCCGGGAACAAAUCAGCGCAAGACUACGUGACCGGCCUGUGGCUUCGUGGUGCAACCGAGGCAGAAGUCCGUCAACAGCUCAAGGACGACGGCUACAAAGCAGGGCGCAUCUCACAGCUCAUCAAGGCGACGCGGCCCGCAGAUGGACAGGCGGGCGGCGCCGUCGUUGCAGUGCCGAAGGUGAUGGCAAGGCCAGCUGCCGCCGACCACGUUGUUGCUGCUGCGAAGAAGCCGGCAGCCUCGAGCAGCGCUGCAGCUCCAGAGGCGGGGAAGCACGGUGUAGCGAAAGGUUGGGUGUGUAGCAUGCCGAUGAGACCGAAGAGGAGAGAAGACGGCGACAGCACAGACGACGCCGAGUCCAACCAGAGCGAUGAGGACCUCAACGUGCACAACUUCAUCGCUGAGUUGGAGGCCGCAUGGGAGGCGGACGGCAGGAACCACGCAGAGCUGGACCACAUGGACGGCAUGGAAGCGCAAUCCGCCCCGCCAGAUGGCGAGGAAUGCGCUGAUGUGGAGGAGCCGGAGGAGAACUUGCAGAUUCCUGAUGGUGAGGAGGACAGCAGCGAUGAAGAAGCAGAAGGACCACAAGACACGCCAGUGGCAUCGGAGGCCGAGGGGCCCCAAGUUGCAGCGCUCAAGCGGCAAAGGCGUUACCCGCCACCGCCAGGGCCGGGCGCCAUGCGGCUCAUUGGCAAGCAGCCGCCGCCGGCUGCGUACCUUCAAGCCGGCUUGCCACCGGUGGACCUCCGUGUGCUCAAGAGGCCUGCCAUGCUGAAGCGGCCUGCUGCCGCCAGGAGCCCGCGCCCAAGCGAGCAAUGCGAAGGUUAUCAAGGCACGGCCUGCCAAUUCAACCCCUUGCAUCCCGGAGAAGCAGCACGCGUGCAACCAAGCAGAGGCAUCCGACAGUGUAUAUUCUGCGCGGGCGAGCGCUUGCAGGAAGCACAUGCAGCACGGAGGGCAAAUCGGAUCACAACGGCCUUGCGCAAGUUCCAGACCGCAGACCGCGGUGUCUUCGACGCGGCCCUGGAGCGCGUGCAGCAGUUUCUGGGGGAAGCGGUGGCAAAGGAGUACCGCAAGAAGGCUGAGCCCAAGGAAGCAUGGGAGCGGCCCCUGCAACACAGGCAGUUCGUGGGUAGGGAACUCAAGGAGAAGGAGAAGGUGGAGUACGACGCCCUGGUGCGCAGAGACCAACGGGUGCCACGAAGAAAGUUCUUCUUCCCGGAGAAGCUGCUUGCCCGGGCAGGUGAGGAGGCGGAGGCUGCGGAGAAGGCGGCUGUGCAAGAAGCCUGCGGUGAGGUCGGGCACGUGGCCCCCAACGACACGGACCUGCCCCGCCCAUCCGACGACAAGGGGAAGAUGAUCGAGAAUUGGUGCAAGCACGGCUCCUGGGGCAUGUGCGUGAAGUGCCAUAGCAUGUGCCCGAGAAGAUUAGAACCGAUGGAUUUGAAGAGGGUCAAGCCGGCAACCAUACCAGCACGCCAGUGCAUCGCCUGCAAAAAUGGUGACUACGUGCCUCAACCUGAACAUGUACCAGUUCCCCUUCGAAACUUGAAGCCGCGGGUGCUGGAAGCCUUGCGGCCCUUGGAGAUUGACAUCGGCACCGUGGAGAGAGUCCCCAACGGAUACAGGGUGCACAAUGCCAUGAUAGCCUUUGCUUGGAAGAAACGAGAUGUGGAAACAGAGAUAGCAGCUUUGCGGAAGAGGGGCGACCGAAGGGCAGCACGGGAAGCCUUCGAAUUUCUCCUGGGCAGCGAGGACAGUGCCUACAAGAAGAUCCUCGAGGAGCACCAGGAGUUCCUGAACAAGUUCGGCAGCCGCGCACCGCUGAAGAAGCGCAAGCGGCCCCUGCGGUUCAUCGAAACGGAAGGUGCAAGACCGCCGCCGAGACGAGCAGCAGACACCAGCAGCGAAGAGCAAGACAUGGAAGAGGCUGAAGACGAUGGGGAGUUCGAUCCCCAGGACGCAGGAGGAGCAGACCCGAACAUCGUGGCAGCAGAACAGGGCCGCAUCAGGAAAUGCUUCCUUCGCAAAGUUCUUUCGCCGGUCAUUGGCUACGGCGCGGACUACGACUUGCUUCACUUCGUGUUCGACCUCUCUAUGUGGACCACUAUAGGAACAAAGAAGAACCUAGCGGCUCGCACUGGCGUGGCGCUCCGCCACCUCCUCAAAGGAUCUCCUUGGACCCCGCAAUACUGGCGGGUGCAACACCAGGCCGUGCUGGACAUGCAGAGGCAAUGUGGCAAUGCGUCGCUCUUCCGCACCAGGGCACCAUACGAGCGAUCUUUCCCUUACCACGAGUGGGUCAUGCACGAGCAGGCAACGCUGGGGCGCCCUCGCCAGCACCUCGCUGGCGCAGAGACUUUGCACAUGGCCCACGUCUUGCUGCAGUUGGACAAGGGCUACAUCUGUGGCGACAUGUACAACAACGAUCGGGCAGGCAGGAAUUGGAAGGGGCACCUGCUCGGCCCGGAGGACGAGGAAAGCGACCUCAAGACCGUGAUGGCACAUGUAACCCGCUUGGAGUUCCAAGACGGGAAGAGGAAACCCGCCAGCCAGCGAUACCAUGGCAAAGGCACGGUCCACAGCCACUCGUUGGACUUCUUGGAGAAUGUGGAAGCAAUUGGGUUGGAGAUGAAGAUCCAGGCGACCAUUCCCUCCAAAGAGACAGAGCCCUUCUUGCAUGGACUUGUGAUGGACGGUCAGCAAGAUUACAAGGAUUCCAAGUUGCCCGUUCGCACAGAAGCCUCCGCGUGGGAUCCCGCUGCCGGGGCUGUCGCGCUGCACCACACCGAGGAGGACAAGGCGGCCCACAUACGAGCAUACCUGAAGCCAACCAUGGAGAUCACAAAGUGCCACGAAGAUGUUCAACAGGGCGGGGGAACUGACAGCCGAAACGGCGCCCAUUUGCACUAUGUGGCAACCUACAACAUGAAGUUCAGCAGCAGCAUGGACUCUGAAUGGUUAAAUGGAGAAGGGUCGGAUUACAGCACUGCCGUUGGCGUCCUUCGCCGCGUUCGAAUGCUGGAGCCGGAAAUGUGGAUGACGCUGUCCGGGGACCUCUUUCCCCAAGCACAGCUGAGUGGCUCCAUGCGAGACAUCAUGGCCCCCAACUUCGACAAUAUGGAGAAAAAGCCCAAGUAUGUGGAGGUCUACGAGCAAUCGGAGUGGCGCAGGGACGACAUGACCCUGUUGGAAUUCUUGCGCAAGUCCAAUAACGAAGGGAAGAUCAUCAAAUACAUCGUGGAGAAGCACAAGAUCCAGCUCAUGGAAGAGGUGCGACAGCAGCGCGGAGAAGACGAGGGGGCUUUCGCAAAGCUCCGCAAGGAGAUGUUGAGCGCUUGGUACCAGGACAAGAAGGCUUGCAAGGAGAACGAGGAAGAGCCGGCAGCCUUCGCGGAUUUCCUGGCAGAUGAGUAUGGCUACAAUGACCUCACCCCGUUGGAGGCCUUUGCGAACAGUUACAAGACGCGCGGGGAGAAGCUCAUUGCCGCCGGCACAAAUUCGAUGCUGAACGACCGGUACUACGCCCAAUGGUUAGCAUUGAAUAGGCCCUUUCGGAAGCUGGAGGAUUUCCAGGACAAGGCCCCAGAGGCGAUGGAGAAGGUGAAUGAAAAGUAUCGAAACUUCGUGCUCUGCCUGCAUCAUGCUCCUGACUUCUGGAACAACGACGAUGUCAUUCGAUCCGCAAUGGAGUUGGAAGCCCACAACAAGGCCUUCGUCGAGACCAUCUUGAACAAGGUCCGAGCGCAGCGCCACAUCGUCAAGCGCUACCUGGAAGGAGAUAUUCCCGUGGACGCCGAGGUGACCAGUUCAGCCGACUCCGCCGCGAGCGCCAUCCGCGAGCACGGGCGCGUAGAGAAGCACAAAUUGACCCGGUCCCAGAAGCGGCUGAAGGAGAAGAUGUCCCAGCAGAUGGAAACUGCCCUUGCUGCCUGCCAAGCGCAAACAGACGAGGAGUUGGAGAGUUGCAUUGCCAAGGCAGCGGAGCACAAGAUCCUUUUCGCCAGCGGCCCGCCGGGCACCGGGAAGACGCACGUCAUCCAUGAGCAAGUGCGUAAAUGGAAGCGCCAAGGGGCACGAAUUCUGUUCGCUCUACCCACCGGGCAACUGGCUUCAGAAGUACGCAGCGUACAUCCAGACGUGGACGUCGACACAUCCCACGGAGCCUUCCUACUGCACAAACCACUCCAGGAGGCAAUGGCAAUCCUCACUCAGUACGAGCUGGUGGUUAUCGAUGAGGUGUCCAUGCUGACAGCAGCCCACUUUGAACGCAUUCUAGCAAUGUGGAAGUACGCAGAUCAACUUGCGUGCCUUGUUCUCCUUGGUGAUUUUUGGCAGCUGCCAGUGGUUGACAAGGCAGCGGUCCGUUGUGAGGAAAGCCAGGCAUGGCAGCCCCACGUGCAAACAAUCCGCUUUCACGAACAGGUGCGGUGCAAGUGCCACAAGCUGCAACAGAAGCUGAACAUCCUGCGGACGGAGCAACCGAGCAUGAAGCAUCUCAAGAAGAAAAUCCUCAGGGACCAUCGGGCCUGGAAGACAAAUGACCCCACGGCCUACGACAUCCUGGAUCUGUUCCGCAGCCACGAGAACACCACGAUUGUCACCUGCAGCCGGCCGGCCUGUGCCAAAGCCAAUGCCUUGGCCUUGGAAGCAUUCUUCGAACACAGGCACAAGAGGCCCAUCGGAAACCUCCUCUUCGACUAUGAAGCCAACUUAGACAACUACGACCCGGCAACCAACCAGUUGAAGAGUGGCCGUCUUGCAGGGGCUGCCACGGAUGUCUACGAAGGCAUGCGCGUCUUCCUCACCAAGAACAUGGACAAACAACACGAUUUCGUGAACGGAAUGAGCGCCACCGUGGAAGCCUUUGAUGACAGAAGCAAAUGUCUGGAGGUGCUGACGCGCACGGGCCAGAGAUUGGCAGUCCACAUGGUCAGCCAGGAGCUCGAUGGUGGCAGGCACGUCACCUGCUUCCCGGUGCGCUUGGGCUACGCGUGCACCAUCCCAAAGAUUCAGGGCAUGACGCUCCCCCAUGUGACCAUUUGGCUGGAUUCCAUAGCCUGCAGGGCUGCGGCAUAUGUGGCCAUGUCCCGCGUGCAGAGGGACGAAGAGUACCUCAUCGCCGGUGGCCCGCUUACGCCGAAGCACUUUGUGCCUGCGCAGUGA